Perognathus longimembris pacificus (Pacific pocket mouse) is the source of this 2458-nucleotide messenger RNA. RefSeq names its product YY2 transcription factor (gene Yy2). Gene Ontology annotation, cellular component: PcG protein complex; transcription regulator complex. The transcript has 2 exons. Gene Ontology annotation, biological process: regulation of transcription by RNA polymerase II. Gene Ontology annotation, molecular function: DNA-binding transcription factor activity, RNA polymerase II-specific; RNA polymerase II cis-regulatory region sequence-specific DNA binding. NCBI's taxonomy places the organism in Eukaryota, Metazoa, Chordata, Mammalia, Rodentia, Heteromyidae. Bases 1 to 1680 code for a protein of 559 amino acids. The record is from RefSeq and is a predicted model, not a curated record.
AUGGAUUUCUCCACCUACCAAGAGUCCGGUGGCCAAGCCGCUGUAAAGACUUCAGCCUUGGCCUCCGAAAACAUCAUCUAUAUUACCACAGAAAACGCGGAGGUUCCCGCCGAUAUUCUUGAGGUAGGCGGAGGCGGCGCAGGCGGGGGCGGCCCAGUCGAAGGCGGUGCGGUCGAGGGCGGUGCGGUCGAGGGCGGCGCAGUGGGAGCAGUGGGAGCAGUCGCAGUGGGAGCAGUCGGAGAGGUCUGCACCGCAGUGGGCGCAGUCAGUGCUGUCGGUGCGGUGGGCGCGGUCGGCGAGAUGGGCACCGCGGUCGGCGAGAUGGGCACCGCGGUCGGCGAGAUGGGCACCGCGGUCGGCGAGAUGGGCACGGUCGAUGUGAUGGGCACGGUCGAUGCGAUGGGCACGGUCAACGCGAUGGGCACGGUCGACGCAGUUGGCGCUUUCAGCACGGUCGACGCAGUUGGCGCUUUCGGCACGAUCGGCACAAUCGGCACAAUCGGCAUGGUCGGCGCAGUCGGCACGGUCAGAGUGAUCGGUGUGGUCGACGGCCUGCCUGUGGAGGCUCUGGCUGUGUACCAAGAUAUCAAUGGCGAUUGGGCUCACGGUGGUCACUUUGACUCACCUCUCAUUGCCCUACAGCCGUUGGGUAUUAGCAGCCUGAGCCACGGAGACCAUGACCAAGAAAUGAUCAUGGUGCAGACCCGAGAAGAAGUGGUGAGCUGCCACGAUUCCGACUGCCUGCCCGACUCCCAUGAGAUCUUCGACACGGUCUCCAUUCCGUGCCCUGAUGCUGAUGAAGACUUCCAGGAGACCCUGGCCGCACUCGCAGCUUCUAUGGAGCCCGCGGCGUUCGGAGCCAGCUGUGAGGGCAACGACAACGUCCUCAGCUUCAUCCACGAUGGCUUCCAGGCUCUUGGCCUCGACAAUCCCGAUAAUCUUUGCCAAAAUAACCAAGAGCACGGCGGAUGUAGCCAGCACGGCCAGGAGAGCAACCAGACCGGAGGAGGCAGCAGCAACCAGGUCAAUGCUGGCAUCGUCAGCGCAGACCUGGGGCUGCCGGAGCAGGUGCAGUUCCCAAACCUGGAAGGUGAGUUCUCGGUCGCGAUGUGGCCUACAAGCGAGAAAAGUGAGCCGGAGUGCCCCAAAGCAGCAGCAGCAGCAGCAGCAGCAAAUUCACCCCCGGAUUACUCCGAGUAUCUGACGGGGAAGAAACUCCCUCCUGGCGGCAUACCUGGCAUGGACUUCUCUGAUCCCAAACAGCUCGCCCUAUUCACUAGCAUGAGGCAGAAAAAAGCCAAAGAGGAUGGGCCGAGAACCACCCCGUGCGUUCAUCCCGGCUGCACCAAGAUGUUCAAGGAUACUGCAGCGAUGAGGAAGCACCUGCAUAUCCACGGGCCCAGAGUGCACAUGUGUGCUGAGUGUGGCAAAGCUUUUGUGGAGAGCUCCAAGCUGAAGCGCCACCAGCUAGUGCACACUGGCGAGAAGCCUUACCAGUGCAUCUUUGAAGGCUGCGGGAAGCGCUUCUCGCUCGAUUUCAACCUGCGCACCCACGUCCGCAUCCAUACCGGCGAUCGGCCGUUCGCCUGCCCCUUCAACACGUGCAACAAGAAGUUUGCCCAGUCUACCAACCUGAAGUCGCAUAUCCUUACCCACGCCAAGAAUAUGAGUAACCAGUGAAGAUGAGAGAGGGGGCACAAAUGUUCCUCCGUUCCACAUGCCCCAAAGUUCGAGAAUGAAUUAUCCGUUACCUGCUGGUCAGUUUUUGUUUUUGUUAGAAGUAGUAUGUUUCCAAAAGGAACUUUUGCGUAGGAUAAUGUGACUGAGACAGUUCAUCUAAGUUUGGUGGUGGUGUUUCUGGGAAUUUCGGCUUCAAGAGACUAAGACUAAUUCGUGAAUCUCACAUCAAAAAGACAAUCACUUGAUUAAAGAACUGGCUAAAACUGGACUUCAUCUUGUUUAGUAGUGGUGUUUCUAAGAACUUCAGUUUCAAAAGACUAAUUCGUGAACUUCAUCAAAAGGACAGCCACCUGAUUAGAGAACUGGUUAAAAAUUGGACUUUGCUUUUAUAAGUAAUAGCACUUACUGUUUAUAGAGGGGUUUUUGGUAUUUUCUAAAUGUACAUAUGUUAUGCUUUUCUAGAAGUUGACAAGUUUGGUUUUAAAAGUUUGCUGUGCAAGAGUGUUUUUUUAUAGAUAUUUUUCUGGUACUGUAAGAAAGAUGUACAGGUUUUGUUUAUGAUUGUAAUAUAGUUAUCUUCCCCCAUGUGAGCAUAUUUUUCAUAACUUUUAGCUAUAGGUAAUAACAUGGUAAUGUCUUAAGUGAGUUUAGACCUGUUAGUCACUUUUUCCCCAGUAUUAUUAGGUGCUUUUGAGUGUAAUUUUUUGAAGUAGUUAAAAGAAUUUCCUCUUUAUUGGUGAACACCUGAUGUGUAAAUCUACAUCGUGUGUAACAGAAA